Vigna umbellata (rice bean) is the source of this 2529-nucleotide messenger RNA. RefSeq names its product putative receptor protein kinase ZmPK1. Gene Ontology annotation, molecular function: ATP binding; protein serine/threonine kinase activity. Gene Ontology annotation, biological process: protein phosphorylation; recognition of pollen. The record is from RefSeq and is a predicted model, not a curated record. NCBI's taxonomy places the organism in Eukaryota, Viridiplantae, Streptophyta, Magnoliopsida, Fabales, Fabaceae.
AUAUAUUACAAUAUCAAUACACAGUUCAUGAGUACAAACACAAAUUACUGGAUUUCAACAAGAACACACGAGAUCUUCCAUUGAAUAUGAGUAUGCCUAUGUCAAUCACACUCUUUCUUCUACCAUUAUUGUAUUUCCAACUUUCAUCAUCUUCUUCAUCAUCCCUGACAAUGGGCUCUUCCCUCUCUGUGGAAAAUCCACACCAUAUUCUCAUCUCACCAAACGCCAUCUUUUCUGCUGGCUUUUUAGCCAUUGGUGACAACGCAUAUUCAUUUGCAAUAUGGUUCACGGAGCCUCAUUUUCACAGCCCAACUUCUGUCACAUGGAUGGCAAACCGUGACCAACCUGUCAAUGGAAAAAGCUCCAAACUUUCCCUCACAAACGAUGGCAACAUGGUCUUGAUUGAUGCUGCUCUUAACAUUGCUUGGUCUUCAAACACUGCUUCAUCAGCCCCAGUGGAGUUGCAUCUCAAAGAUGAUGGCAAUCUAGUGUUACGCCAUCUUCAAGGAACCGUACUGUGGCAAAGUUUCGAUUUUCCAACCGACACUCUCGUUCCUGGUCAGCCUCUAACAAGAUAUACGCAACUUGUGUCUUCAAGAAGCGAGAGUAACCAUUCCUCAGGUUUCUAUAAGUUUUUCUUCGAUGAUGACAACGUUCUUGGUCUUCAUUACGAUGGUCCUGAUGUUUCAAGCUCCUACUGGCCACAACCUUGGUUGAUAAGUUGGGAUGCUGGAAGGACUAAUUUCAACAGUACUAGAAUUGGCGUGUUGAAUUCUCUGGGACUUUUCAGUUCAACAGAUAAUUUCACUUUCGUGACAUCUGAUUACGGAACAGUGCUGCAGAGAAGGUUGAAAGUGGAUUGUGAUGGCAAUGUUCGAGUGUACAGUCGAAAUAAUGUUUUGCAGAAGUGGUAUGUUUCAUGGCAAGCAAUUUCUAGUGGUUGCAUAUCUCAUGGGAUUUGUGGAACCAACAGCUUCUGCACUUACGUUCCUAAGAGUGGAAGAAAAUGUUUGUGUCUUCCGGGGCAUAGAUUGAAGAACCACAGUGAUUGGUCUGAAGGGUGUGAACCCUUGUUUCAGCUUACUUGCCAUAGGAAUGAGUCUAUGUUCUUGGAAAUUCGAAAUGUUGAGUUUUAUGGCUAUGAUAAUCAUUAUGUAGAAGUCAGUAACUAUAGUGCCUGUGAGAAUUUAUGCUUGCAAGACUGCAGUUGUAAGGGGUUUCAGCACUCCUAUAGUGAUGAUAAACCAUUUUAUAGGUGCUAUACGAAAACGCAAUUGCUCAAUGGAAGACGUUCACCGGUAUUCCAAGGAGCAACAUACCUUAGAUUUCCCAAAAGUAAUAGCUUCUCUCACAAAGAACAUGCCAGCGAACCUUUAUAUGAUCAUGUUUGUUCAGUUCAACUUCAAAGAGAUUAUAUCAAAUCACAAGGAAACCAUUUUGUGAAGAUUUUCCUGUGGUUUUCCACCGCCCUUGGAGCUUUUGAAGUGAUUUGCAUUGUUUUGAUUUGGUGUCUAGUUAGGACCAGACAAAAGUCUAACGUUGAUCGAGAGGGCUACCAUCUUGCAGAAACAGGAUUCAGAAAAUAUAGUUAUUCAGAGUUGAAAAAGGCGACAAAGGGGUUCAGUGAAGAGAUCGGAAGGGGUGCGGGAGGGGUUGUGUACAAAGGUAUUUUAUCAGAUGAAAGACAUGCAGCAAUUAAGAGACUGAAUGAAGCUGAACAAGGAGAAGGAGAAUUCCUUGCUGAAGUGAGCAUCAUUGGAAGGCUUAACCACAUGAACUUGAUUCAAAUGUGGGGAUAUUGUGCUGAGGGAAAGCAUAGAUUGUUGGUGUAUGAAUAUAUGGAGAAUGGUUCUUUGGCACAAAAUCUGUCAUCCAACACUCUUGAUUGGAGUAAGAGAUAUAACAUUGCCCUUGGAACUGCAAGAGUUCUGGCAUAUCUUCAUGAAGAAUGCUUGGAGUGGAUUUUGCACUGUGAUAUAAAGCCACAGAACAUACUUCUUGACGCUAAUUAUCAACCCAAGGUAGCAGAUUUUGGCCUGUCGAAGCUCCUGAAGAGAGGUAAUAAGCUCAGCAAUUCAAGCAUCUCUAUGAUCAGAGGGACGAGAGGAUAUAUAGCACCUGAAUGGGUUUUUAACUUGCCAAUCACAUCGAAGGUGGAUGUUUAUAGCUAUGGAAUUGUUGUUUUGGAAAUGGUAACUGGGAAAAGCACAACAAGAAGUAUCCAUGAUGAUGAAGAAAGAUAUGAUGGGAGGGUGGUGGAAUGGGUGAGAGAGAAAAAGGGAAACAGUAGUAACUCAUAUUGGGUGGAGGAGAUAAUUGCACCUGAUAUUGGAGCUGAUUAUGAUCACAGGAAGAUGGAAAUUCUGUGUACAGUGGCUUUGAACUGUGUCAUGGAAGACAGAGAUUCUAGGCCCACCAUGAGCCAAGUCGUUGAGAUGCUUCAGUGAAUCAAAUAUAAUGGGAUUAAUUAUCCUUGGUGAUAAUGAUUUAGUAUGCAUUGUCUUUUCAAUUUGAGAAAAACUUGAUUUU